Messenger RNA from Salmo salar (Atlantic salmon), 1539 nucleotides. RefSeq names its product kelch repeat and BTB domain-containing protein 13. NCBI's taxonomy places the organism in Eukaryota, Metazoa, Chordata, Actinopteri, Salmoniformes, Salmonidae. The record is from RefSeq and is a predicted model, not a curated record. Gene Ontology annotation, molecular function: protein binding.
AUGCCGUUCUCAGUGCCACACACCUGGGUGACAUCACCAGGCAACUCAGGUGAAGGACUGUAUGACAGGGUGUCAAAGGAGUGGCUAACCAAUGAGAUGUAUCGUACCUAUCACCAUGGAGAUGGAAGUGGAACAAUGGUUACAGUCCAGACCAGCACACAUGCCUUCCACGUGAACCUUGGUCGUCUGACUGACUGUAGUGAGUACUUCAGAGCCCUGUCCCAGUCCAGUAUGAGAGAGACCACAGAGAGCCUGAUUGUCCUGGACCACAUUCCCUCCUCAGUCUUCCAUUCCCUCCUAGAAUUCUGCUUCCGGAAUGACUUCAGCGUUCCCCAGGAGGAGUUGGGAGAACACAUCCAAGUGGGCAGCUACCUGCUGGCUGAGGCCUUUGUGUCGCAGUGCCUGUUGGCCCUGUCUGGUGUUCUAACCCCAGACUCCUGUCUGUCCUACCUGGCUCUGGCCCGGGACAUCUGCUGUACUGAGCUGGAGACGACUGUGUUCUCCUACCUCAGCAGACACCUGCUGGAGCUGCCUCACCUCACCAGGUGUUUGCCGGCUGAAGACAGGGCUGAACUGGCCCGUCUGAGGUGGCAGGGUGAUCUCCGGCUCUGCUGCGUGAGGAAGGAGAACCUGACCUCCUGGAAUGACCUAGAAACAGAAGCCUCCCGCCACCUCUUCACCCUGGAUGGAUCAGAGGUCACUGGUGACUGGCGUCCAAUAACAGAGCUCCCUUUCAUGGCUGAUAAGUGGUGCUUCACCACGGUGGUUCUACUCAACUACCUCUACCUCAUCGGUGGCUACAGGCAGCGGGCCAAAAGGGGCUGGGAGUUCAAAAUGGCCUCCUUUAGGUACAACCCCUUCACCAACACCUGGGUCUCCACUGCACCUCUCAUCAAGCACAGGAGGCAUUUCAGUGCGGUGUCAUGUGAUGGCUGUAUCUAUGCUGUGGGAGGCUGGUACUUGGACUCUCUGGUGACUCCUGACUCCAGCACAGCCCUGUACACUGCUGUGGAGCGAUACCACCCCUGGGACAACACAUGGACGUUUGUCUCCUCUCUGCCUCUGACUGACUUACAGUUCACCAUGUCCCUGUCCCAUGACCUCCCUCUGGCCACCAGCCUGGGCUCCUGUCUCUAUGUCCUGGGGAACAUCCAGAGGACUGGAGAAAAGCUGCUUCUACAGUAUGACACCAGGCAAGACUUAUGGUCUGAGCUGCUCCCUACCCUAACCAAAGCCAACGCUGACCUCCCCAGCCUCUACUUCCUGGGUGCCACGGACCGGCUGUUUGUGAUUGGAGGAAACAACUCAGAGAAUGUGGUGACAUCAUUCUGUGUGGAGUCUGGGAAGUGGGGGCAGGUGAAAGGGGCUGAGAAGGUAGCGUUAGCUGGACAGGGAACAGUGCUGGGUGACCAGGUGUACAUGCCAGGUAUAGAACACAACGCUGCUGUAAGGCUGGAUCUCCACUCCUUGUCUCUCACUGUCCUCCCUCCUCUACCCAUCUGCAUUCGCUAUGAAGCCCUCCUUCACCUUUCCUUCUAA